Messenger RNA from Strongylocentrotus purpuratus (purple sea urchin), 1834 nucleotides. RefSeq lists its product as uncharacterized. Lineage: Eukaryota; Metazoa; Echinodermata; Echinoidea; Camarodonta; Strongylocentrotidae. Bases 331 to 1443 code for a protein of 370 amino acids. The record is from RefSeq and is a predicted model, not a curated record. The transcript is spliced from 2 exons.
GAGCGCAUGAUUGCAGCACUCCACAGGGCUCCAGUUCUUUUGAUUAUAUUUGUAUGUUCUACUGCAUUGUAUGUUUUAAGUUUAUAACCAGCUGAUAGAGUUAUAUGUCAGGACUCUACUAGACUGUUUCUGGAACAAAUCAACAAGGUUGAAGUGAGUAAUUUCAGUCAAAAUUAUUUUGGUGUUCUCGCCCUAUUGGACUGAGGAAGGAAGCCAUGCUCAGUUCAUCCUAUAGCAUGUGCUCCACUAGAAGGUAUCCAUUAUUGUCUUGAACUUGAAUACAAUAGAGGACUUGAAUAGAGGACUUAAUCCCACUGAUCUUCCCACACAAUGGGCUGCAUUCAACUCCUCCUAUUAGUAGCUACUGGUCUCCAAGUUUGUGUGAAUGAUCCUUGGACAUACAAUGCCCAGUCAUUAGAUGCUCACUUUGUUCAGAGUCCCCUUAUCAGGAAGCAUUUUCUGAAGAGAAGAAUUUUGUACAAUUCCAAUAGCGAUGCUUCCUUCCAGAUUGAAAUACUCAGAGCUGGAGACAUUCACAGUAACCCUGGGCCUACUGCACAUAUUGUAAGUGAAGUUACACCACAUGCUCGUGUACAACACAAGUACAGUCAUGAGAGUCUUCUCACUAUCCAGAAUGACUGCAAGAAGCUAUUACCACAUGAUGUUUAUUCUACCAUCAAGUCUCUUGGACUUAAUCGUCAGAGGCCAACUCGUAGAGGAACCAGAGCGGGUCGGCAAACCAAGGCGCGGUCUCACCUCGUAACUACAUCACCUCUUCAGACAUCUCAACAUGCCCCUGCUACACUACAGUCACCUACCUUCUCCGCAGCAUACACAGUUACAGCAGAGCAGCAUAUCCCUGUUGUCGAAUUUACACCUAGAUAUGACCAAUGCCCUAGAUACCUCAGCAGAAAUAUCAACAACCUUAUCGAGAUACCGCGAGUAUGCAUCAAUUCUGCUGGACAGGACUCGCUCAAACUCUGCACUGCCAAUUUCAGGUCAUUGAGAAAUGAGUCAGCAGCAGUAAUGGACUACGUUUGUGACAGCAAUGCCGACCUGUACGCUAUAACCGAAACGUGGCUUACAGAGAAUGACGCAGCAGUCAUCAAUGACAUCGUCCCUACAGGUCACAAAUUCCUACACCAUCCGCGUGCUGGUCGUCGCGGCGGAGGAACAGGUCUUCUUCACAAAGAUACCAUUGAUGUCCGUGAGGGCAAAGCUGGUGAGACAAAGUCAUUUGAAUUUGCUGAAUAUCAUGUCACCUUUGGAUCGUUUCAGCUCAGACUUUUCAAUCUUUACAGACCACCUUACUCCGAGAAUCACCGCGUUCCCAUCUCCACGUUCUUAUCUGAAUUCAGCGAGUUUAUACAACCACAUCUGAUGUCGAACAUUCCUAUUAUUUUGACUGGCACUCCAUGGCUUGGCCCCCAUUUAUCUCAGUGAACUCCUGACGUUAAAAUCACCCACCCAGUCCUACAGGCUCCGUAGUUCCCAUGAUACCAUGCUCCGGAGUCUUCCACCUUGUAAAACAAAGGUUACUCUAGGUGACCGCGCCUUUGUUAGCGCUGCACCCAAACUCUGGAAUAGUCUCCCUGCCACAAUUAGACAUGCAUCAUCAAUCAAUGUGUUUAAAAAUAACCUGAAAACCUAUCUGUUUCAGGAAAGUUUUACAUAGACAUUUUCAUUGUAAAGCAUUCACAGGUUCCCCCUUAGCAUCGAUUUUAACUUUUAAAUGUUUAUUUGUAUUGUUCCUUUUACUAUCAUUAUGUCAUGCGCAGUUGAGUAUAUACAUAUAGAAACUGCGCAUUAUAAAUUUACAAUUAUUAUUAUUAUU